AUGUCACCGCCACCAGCUUUAGUAGGUUUUGUCUUUGUUUUUGGCUUCUUUUUUUUUUGUCUUGAAGCAGCCGCCUUUGCAACUUUUUCCCUCUCUGAGAUUUGUAUAUUGAGCUGUGGUGUACGGUUUCUUUUAAAUUGUAAUUUACUAUUUGGAUGUUUGUGUACAUCCUGGUGUCUUUGUUCAGUGAUGUAUUUGGAGUACAUUUUGGUGAGGCUGUGCUGGAAGCUUGAAGACGUUCAUUCGAAUAGUUGCGGGAAGUUAAUCUCUGUUGAAAUAUGCUGUUGCUGUAGUUUGGGAUGUUUUCGGGGUCUGCGUGAGUUAGAAUGUCUGAGCAGCUGCGCGAUAUAA
Messenger RNA from Trypanosoma brucei brucei TREU927, 351 nucleotides. RefSeq lists its product as hypothetical. The record is from RefSeq and is a predicted model, not a curated record. Bases 1 to 351 code for a protein of 116 amino acids. The transcript has a single exon. NCBI's taxonomy places the organism in Eukaryota, Euglenozoa, Kinetoplastea, Trypanosomatida, Trypanosomatidae.